Messenger RNA from Cinara cedri, 15943 nucleotides. The record is from the annotation of a GenBank genome assembly. NCBI's taxonomy places the organism in Eukaryota, Metazoa, Arthropoda, Insecta, Hemiptera, Aphididae.
AUGAAUCAAAAACCAGAAUGUUCAUCUAGAUGUCGAACAGUAAGUACCAACAUAGAAAAACACUUUAAUAACUAUAUUAUAUUAACCUACCAAUUAAUUGAAGGGUACAGGGGAAAAUCGGUAGUGUCCAUUUCUAUAUAUUUUUUAAAAGAGCAAAAGCAAAGUUGUAAUACGAUCUCUCCUCACCAGUAUACCUAUUAUCUAAUCUUUUCCCCUCAAUAUUAGCAAAAUGAAAUCGUUAUUCACCGAAUCAAUUUCAACAUUCUACUGCUAAUGUGCUAUCGAAUUAAACCAAAAAAUCAAAAUCAAACAAAUAUACUACUUACAAUAUUUUUUACUCUGAACCAUUAAAUUGUAAUAUGUUAAUUACAAUAGGUAAUGUUGACAUUUUUGUUUCACCACCAAAUGUUUAAAAUUAAUAAAUUUACUUAUUUAAAGUAAAUUACCUAUAAUGUUUUUCCCUUCUAUUAAAAUAUAGGCAUCAUUAUUAUAUAUAUUUUAAAUUUUGAAACAUUAGUAUUAAUUUAUAGUUUAUCUGUAGAUAUUUAUUAAUAAACAAUAGGUAAUAUUGUAGUGUCAAACCAUAAUGAUCAAAUGUGAAAAAGUCAAUAGAAAAGAAAUAAUGUUUAUUAAUGUAUUUUAAAAGUUUUUUAAAUAGUAAAUUAAAAAGUAUAUUAAUACUAUAUUAUUAAAUACUAAUAUUACUAAAUAACAAAAAUAUAAUUACUCCAUACAUAAGUCUGUAUAUUAUAGAACUUGGUUCAAUGUGGUUUAAUAUAGUAUAUCUAUUCUAUACCUGUAUAUUAGUAAAUUUUGAUUGUAUAUCAGUGUUGUAAUUAUUCGGUACCUGUCUAUUUAAUAAAUGAUCUGAUUGUAAAAUAUUAUUUCAAUUAAAUUUAUUAUUUUAGCACGUGGUGAUGACAGUGCAUAGACAAAUUGUGUAGGUAUUAUUCGGGUCACGGUUUAAUUUAGUCCCUGACUUAUUGAUGUUCAAAGUAAAAAAAAAUUCUGUCAAUCAAUAUAUUAUUACAAUACAAUUAAUUAUAUUUUAGAUUCUGAGUGGAGCGAAGCCUAUGGUUUCACAAAUAUGUCUAUUUUAUUUUUAUUCUUUUAUCUGUGCGCAACUUUUCUACCAGAAGACUUGCUCGGAUUUUUACAUGUAGCACCUUUUCUGAAAGGAAAUCGACGUAAGAAGGUACUUUAGGAAGGUCAUUUUUCGAUUUUCUCAAGAGUUUUCUCAUAAAAUUAAAAAACGGGAAAAUAUACGAAAUGUAGAUAUUAGUUAUUUGUUACACCUAAAUGUUUUUUAAUGUCGUAAUUUUACAAUUUUCAAGCAUUUCUAUUUAGUCGAACAAAACAGUUAGGUAGGGAUAAGAACUGGACAGUUUACGGAAAUAGCUAUUUCAUUAUUUUCAAUUUUGUUAUUUGUUUAACAAUAUUUUUAGACAUCAUUUUCACAGAAUAUAUAUGUCUGCCUUUUCUAGAUGUGAUAAAAUGUUCAAAACAAAUGAGUCAUUUUUGAGCUAUUUAUUUAGACAUUUUAAUUUUGUGAGUUUUUUACAUAACUUUUAUUCGGUAGGUACUCUGUGGAUAAAAUUGUUAGAUUAAAUAGAAAUGCUUGACAAUUUAACAGACUGUUAUAUAUACAUAAUAUAAUAUACAUGUAUAUAUAUAUAUAUUAUAAUAUGUACAUAGUGGUCAACAAAAAAGAAGUUGAGUUUAACGUAAUAUUUUUUUCUUUAAGAAUUUUAAUAUCAAAUUUUGAUGAAAAUCGUAAAUAUUACGGCCUUAAAAAACAUAUAUAAUGGAACUACGCUUAGACUCGGUAUUUUUUUAUAAUUUUCUUUCAACUUCCAAUAUACUACUAUGGUACACAUAUGUCAGCUCUAUUAAAAACAUUUUAUACAUUUUUUACAUUUUUUGAUCCUAUUUUUUGAUUAAAAUAGGAUUUCUAAAAUAAUUUACUGAUAAUUCAUAUGAGAAUUUGAGAGUAUUAUGGAUUUUCUGAAAUUUAAAUAGGGUUCUAUUUAUAUAGUCAUAAUGUGAUAAAACAAUUUAAUUUCUCAGACUCAUUAUACAAGAAAUGUAUAGAUAAUAUUGUAAUAAGAAAAUUUACAUACAUAGUGAUUUUAUAAUUAAUCCCUAGUAAAUUUUACACGCUGUCAUUAUAUUUUCAUGGAUUUCAAGGUUUAUGAUAAAUAUUUUUUAAGCACUAGCCAACGAGCAAUACUUAAAAAUAAAAUAAAAUAUUUUAAAUACCAGUACCUAUACAUUUUUCUUGCAAGUUAAUAAUUUUAUUAUAAUAUCUAUUAAUUGCUAUACCUACUGUGGUAUCAUGCUGGUUACCAAAAAGCGCUCUUGAUUAUUUUUUUUUUUUUUACAUUAUAUCGCUAUUGAUACUGUAUAUUAAUCAUUGCACUGUACAAUUUUUUCGAGGAAAACAAAUCACACAAGCCAAUGUCACGUGGAAGUCAGCAAUGGAAUUUUCAUGGCACGUUAACUCUAUUUUAUUUUUCGGUUAUUGUUUACCUGUGCAGUAAAACGUCCUUGUUAUUGUUGUGUCACUGAAAAUAUAUUAUCGUACAAAAAAACAAAAUAAUAAUAAUAAUAUUUAAUAUAAUAGGUAGUAUAAAAUUGGCAGUGAUGAUGAUGAUGAUGAUACUGUGAUACAAACUUGGUUAGUAUUACCACGCAGGAAAUUAUUCUGUGGCUUUAGUAGUCGAACAUAAAAUAUUAUAUAAUAUUUUCCUGUAAACUUAACGAAUUUGUAUGUGAAAAUGUGAAACCUUGAAAGUUAUAACCUUGCGCCUUGCGGUAGUAAAAAUUAUUUCUGACCAAAAUUGGCGUACCCCUUAUUAAUAAUAAUUAUUUGACUGGUGUACCGGGUUAACAUGUAGAUAAUUGUGUUUUAUUAUUCAUAUAACAGUUAUUAUUAGAAAUAACCAAGAAUUUCAGCGUUUUUCAAAAAACAAUGAAAUACUAAUAUAAAUAAUUUGACAAAGUGAUAAUCAAUAUUCUAUGAAUGUAUUGAUUUUACAACUAUCUCGGAAAACAGUAUUUUGGGUGGUAAAAAUGAUUAACAAAUUUCACGCGGUUGCUUUUUAUUUAUAUCGGUUAAAGCUGCUUUAGUAAAAUUGAAUUGUAAUCAAUUCACUGGGCUGUGGAGAACUAACUCUAUACUACUGCAUUUUGAAUUAACCUCAAUUAUAAUACUAUCAUAAUUUAUCGCAGGAAAUUUUAACUUAUUUCGUUGCGCCAUUGGAGUUAAGUAAUUAAAAACAAAACAUAGGUACCUGCCUACUUUAUAUCAUCAAUAGUAUACUUUGGUUUACGAAAUAAUCAAUUUGAUAAUUUUUUAAAAACAGCGAAAACUGAAAAAAAUAUAUCAAGAAUCAUGUUAUUUUAAAAUAUCAAGUAGUUAAUUAAUAGUUAAGUAGUUUGUUAUAUUAUUUAAAAUAUUCGACAUUUUCAUUUAAAACACUGGAGUGUAAAAUUUAGCUUGGCUUUGCAUUAUGUUAUAUUUUCUUCUCUUAUUUAUCAGUCAUCACUCAUCGCAAAUAUGUGCCGUCAAAACGGAAAAUUAUAACCUGGCAUUUCUUAUGACAUUAUCAAGUGCUUUUCCCUUCAUUAUAAUUUUCCAUUAUAAUAUUCAUAGUUUAUACGAACUAAUAUAAAAUGUAUUUUAAUAAUAACUGGACCUAUUUAAAUAAUUUAAAGUAUUUAUCUGUCUUAUUAAUGAAAUAUAGAAAUUUAAAGCUUAUUUUUUUACAUCUUUUUUUUUAUGAAAAUGCUAUUUUUAGGUUUUUUUUUUUAUUUGUUUUGUGAAUGAAAUAUAUUUUUGUUUGUAUUUUUUUUUUUUUUUUGUGAAGAUAUGCGCGUGACGGCAGUAUUGUGUAGGGGCUGUUAGAUUUAAUGUUGCGUGAGGCGUUAAAUUUGUAGAAAGUUAAUCUAGGUAUAAGACAAUUGCAAUUAAAUAUCAAAACUAAUUUUUUGGGUUUUGAGUUACUCAAGGUAAUAUAAUUAAAUCAAAUCGUAUUAGUUAUUUUACUUAUAAUAUAAUAAAUGCACAGCGCAAUAGGUAACGUAUAUUCAUACAAAUAUUAGAUACCUAUAUCCAAUAUAUUUGUUAUUUCAUCUAUAGAUACUGAAAUUAUUAAUCACAAUAAGAUCACUUUUAUGAUAGUUUGGACAAUGAACAAUGUAAUAUAUUUUAUAUUCAAUAGCAAAGAGGACAAGAAUAGUUAUCAUUGUCAAAGUGGUACACUGUUACCGCGCUAUACCAUACCUGUGUCAUCACUCUAACGAAUGCUUCAUCACGUUAUUAAUUGAGUUCAGAAAAUUAUUAACGUUAUUGUUUGGCCUUAACUAAUCGACAAAAUAAUUUUUAAUAUUUUUCGAUCGUUUUAAAUUACAUAUGCAAUCAUCUUUACUUGAGUCAUUAAUUUAAUAAUAUACAAUAUUAAAAAAAAUUAUAUUAGUAUAUUAUAAAUACAUAAUAAUAGUAAAUUAUAAAAUCAACGCUUAAAUAAAACAUAAAUAUUGUAUGUGUGACGAAAACCAAAAAAAUCGAAAAUAAAUUCUAAACAAUUAAACCAAAAUAUAAAAUUAUCAGAUUAUUAAUACAAUUAUUUUACAGAACUACUUGAUCAACAUAAGUAGUAUGAAAAGGUAUGUUCUAGCCAGAAUCCGGUACCAGAUCUAUACCUAAUACACAGCCUCCCGAAUUGUUUACCUCUUCAUCGACCUAUAUUUACCCCCUCCCCCCACCAUAAUAUACAUAAAUGUAUAUUGUAUAAUAAUAUACAUCUAUAUCUAUUAUUAUCAGUGCUCGAACUGGGAAAAUUAAAGAAGUGGAGCUCUGCUAAAUAGAGAAGCUCAUUCCCUAUAAACCUCCCCCCCACCAGUUCAAGCAAAUAUUAUAAUAUAAUAAAUAAUAAUUCAUUAUAGUACUGAUGACCACGAUAGUUCAAAAGAAAAUUAAAUCGUGUAUUUGUGAUUUAUUUUCAUUCGUGCGUUUAUCAAUUAAGGCAAAUAUUGGACAAAACCCACGACUAAAAAACAAUUCCAGAUUAUUCCUUAUCAAUACAAUAUUAUACAAUAUUAUUAUUAUACUUAUAAUUAUUUAGUUAUUAAUAAUUUAGAAACUCAUGAAAUGUACAUUCGACAGUACAUAAAUAGAAUUAUUUUGCAAAAUAUGUAGUUCAGAUAGGUACGAUAAAAAAAAAUCUCAUACAUCAUAGUAAAACUACUAUGAAAAUAUUUAAUAUAAAAAUGCGAGGCCCCAUAAAGCAGGAGGUACUAGGCAGGUGCCUAGUUUGCUCCCCUCUUCCGACGGCUCUGCUAGUGAUUCUAAUAUUUUUUUUCAAAUAUUUUUUCCACUAUACUAGUGACGGAUAGGCAUGAUCUGACCGGGCCAGGAAAGCGGCCCACAUGAUCAUAUCCAAAAUCCAACAAAAACAUUACCUCAACCUUGACUGCACCAACACCCACUUCUUUUUUUUUUUGUUAAAAAAUUUAAUUUUACACUAUUCCAAUUUCAAUUAAACAUUUUAGGUUGCUAAAAAAAAGUUUUCCAUGUACAAUGGUACAUUACCCAUAUUAAGUCCCAGAAUUUGAACUUAGUAUAUUAAGGGAUGAGUUCAAAUCAUAACAAAUUUGUAUUUCUUUUGUAAAAUAAAUGUAUUAAUAAAGAACUGUUUCUGCUUUCUGGUACUUAUCUCCAUAAGGUCUUCUUAGCAGGGGAAACAAUGAUUAUUAAAAUUAAACCUUACGCAAAAAUCAUAUGCACAAAUAACGCAAAUAUUUUUGAAGGCGGCUUGAGCCCCAAUAUUAACUAUAUAUACUUAGUAUUUACUUGAUGACUUUAUUUUAGGAGGCUUGGUUGAGUAUUCGAGGGGGGGGGGCUCAAAAUCCUUCAAAGAACCUUCCUCUUUUUACAUCAAUUGACAAAAUUAAGGGUAGUUUAGGGUUUAAUAUUUAAAAAAAAAAACAUUUAUAUUUAACAUAUUUUUUUAAAAGAUAUUUUGAUGGAAAAUAUCGCAGCGAAGGUUGAAGCCUUUCUUGACUCCCCGUAUGCACGUUUAUACUUAUUUCUCCAUUCCUGAUCUAUUUUCAAAUAAUUUUAAGUAUUUAAAAAAUAAUUGGAUAUAAUUUUUAUUCGAUUGAUUACGAAAAAUGUAUUUAAAUAUGUCUACCUAAAUAUCACUACCUAUACCUGCACUGUAUAUAAUACGCGUAUAUGAUUUAAUGAUUAGAUUUAAUUUUAUAUAUUUAUAAAAUUAUAGUUACUUAGUAGGUACAGUCAAGUAUGGAUUCAUGGGAGUGUGAUAAAUCAACCCCCUCUCAUUUACUCCCCGAUAUACUCUUAGUUGCAUUAUACUUCUAGCUUGAUUCAUAUUUGAGCUCGUCUUAAAGGGGUGCUUUAUAUGCAUUUUCAAAGUCCCCCCCCUAUUCUAUUUUUUUAGAUCCGCCCAUGGGUACAAUCAGUAGUUUUUAUUUUUUACAUUAAUAUCCCAUUAGUACUAGAUAGUAGAACAAAAUUGUUACUAUCACCAAUAAAACUAACCACUAUAAUAAUUAAUAACCAUAAAAUUGCAUGAUUUUUCAAUAACUUAGAAUUUGCUGAAUCAAAUCUACUAUACUCAUCCAUCAUUAAAUUUAAAACCAUAAGAAUUACCUGAAUAAUUAUAAAUAGAGUCAAAAUAAUUCGUUUCUACAACAAUUCAUAACUGUAUAUAAUAUACAGUUUUAUUAAAGUAAAUAAAUGGAGGCGAUGCAUUCAACACUGAGUUCACAGAGAAAAGUUGUUUUGCAUAUUUGAAUUUUAAAAAUAACCAAUUAUCUACUAACGAUGAUUUUCGUUAUAAUAUAAUAAGUAUUUAUUUAAUAAAUAUCUUAGUUGAUGACACCAGCUGUGAAUCAAAUUCAAAAAUAAUAUUCAAGUUCUAGGGAUGGUAGGCAGUUUAUAACGCCACCCCGUGAUGUUAUUUAUGAAUAAAGUGGACUAGAAAUACAAUAGGAAUGAUAAUUUAUAGUAGUGAUACAAUGAUAAUUUAUUAUGAAUUAAACUAUCUACUAUCCGCCCCUGCACUACACCAUUACUAUAUGGCAAAAUAUUACAAAACUACUAUACUAUACUUACCUAUCCAUUCAUCCAUUCUUUAUUGUCUAUGGGUACUAAGUUCGACGUAUAGUUUUUCACCAAUAUUUUACAAAUGUAAUUUUGUCGCCCUCGAAAUAUACCGUCCUUCUCUCCUCCGUCCGUUGACCAUCUAUCGUCCACAGCUACCACUACGGCGAAAUAUUAUAUAAUAUUAUACCUAUUCGAAUACAACAAAAUAUUAUUUUGUUUUCAUUGUGUUACACUUAAGUUUUCUAUCAGAAAUAUUACUUCAACCUAGAAAUGAUAAGAGAUCAAUUUUGUUCCUUGUACAAUAUUGCCACUGUGAAAGAAAGUGAUUUUUUUAUAUCCAAAGUAGUUUUUGUAACAAUUGGGAAAAACCAAAAAAGAUGAAAUAAACGAUUUUUUUUUCAAAUUCUGGCAUAACAAUUUCAUUAUUUUAAAUUUGUACGGAUUAUGUAUUUUACAAAAAAUAUUGCUCCAAUAGAAAAACGACAAGAGACCUUUAUUGUUUAAUUUUAAAUCUAAUUGAUGACCAAGAAAGUCGUCGUUUUUUGAUUUUCUUUGCAGUUUUAAUAAUUGAGCAAAACCGAAAAGAACGUAAAGGAAAGGAAAAUUUUACGAAACUAAUGCUUUUAUUAUUUCAUUUUUGUUUUUUCGUCAUGAUUCAGAUUAAAAUAUUUGUAGAGACUUAAAAUUUUGAUUGAAAAUGUAUACUUUCUUUUUCUAGAUGUGGUAAUAUAUUAUAUAUAUUUAUAUGUUACAAAUAACCAUCUAUUUAAUGAAACAAAAUAUUUGGUCUUUAUUAUAGAUAUUUUGAAAAAUUUGGAAUAUGAUAUUAUUUCAAUUAAAUUAAAGGUAAGCAGGUAUAGGCAAUUUUUGUUUCAUUUGUAAUAUUGCUAAUUUAAUUUCUGUUAAAUUAUCAGCCAUAUGGCUAUACCUAUUAUUCUGGUAUACACGACUUAAUUCAAUGUACUUCAGUACAUUGAGCAAUUCUAUGAUUAAAAGACGUAUUUUUGUACAGUGUAAAGCAUAUUUAAAGUAUAUAUCCAUUUUACAUUUUGGUCCAAUUUAAUGCCUUCUGUUCCAAGCAUUUUGACUUUCAACCCCUAUUUCACCUAUUUCAGGGAUGGAAUUUUCGAAAAUUCUUCUUUAGUGAAUCAGUUAUUUAAUCAGUUUCUUUUCUAAUGUAUUUAACAAAAUUCAGUGUUCUAGAUUCUUACCUUGUUUAUUCUACUUAUAUUGUUUAAUUGGAUUCGAUAGCCGGCGGAGUUAAUAUUAAAAUGGCUGAAUCCGCGUCCUAAACCAAUAAAUUAUAUUAUGUAACCGUUAACAACAGCACGGCCAUUGAAUAUAUUAUAGAAUGCGCGUAACUGCAGGUACAAAGGCUGAUGAGAUCGUCGACCACAUGACCGUGCUUUUCCGAGAAUGUUAGCUAGUAGUACAUCUGUGGAUACAAAGGUUAAUGGUUUCCAGGAUUCAGUACUUAUCCCAGAACCGUCCUUUUCAUCAUGCCUAGGUACUUUGAUUUAUUCGGUGGAAGACAAUCGGAAAAACACAAGAUAAGAAAAAAAUUAAUCAUAUAGUUCAACCGCGCCAAAAUCCCAGGUAGUUACUAUAGGUAACAUAUAUGAAGACUGGUAGUAGGUGCCUACCUGUGCACUUCAUUACAGAUAUUAAAUUUAUGUUUGUGGGAAUAUUGGUACGGUACAUAGAAUUUAUAACAAAAUAAAUAAAAAACGCGGAAUACUGGUACUCUUCAAAAUUUAUAUUUUAGGGGAUCCUAAAAUAUUUACAAUGUUUAUAUAGUUUUAAUAAAUUACUAUCGUCAACAAGUUAAAUUUAAAUAAUUCGUUAAAAAAGAAAAAAUAAUAUUAGCAAUCAAAAUGAAUAAAAACACAAAUAAGUACAUACAAAGUAGCAGGUAGGUAAAAUAAAUAUGAAUUAUACAAUAAAUAUAAUAUAUAAUUUAUGAACAAUAAUAACUAUUUCAUACACUUUGCUAUAUUAUUUAAAAAUUGUCCUAUUUUAAUGUAUUUAUUUAUGUAACUCCCACAUUCGUUGUGUAGUUUGUCUUGCGUAUUAUUAUUAUUUUUUUUUUUAUUGAACUUUUUAGCGUUAAGGUUCAUGACAUAUUUAUCGUAAUCUUAUUGUACCGUAAUUAUUUCAUAUUGGGAGGUAUCUAUUUAAUUGUAAAGCAUAGCAAUUAUUUUCAUUCGCAAUCACUCGUAAUUUCCUAUCGAUUUUCGGUAAAAUAAAAUUAAAAAUAAUCGUUCAUAUUUUAUUCUUUUUAUUUUCAUAUAGGUUUGGGAAAUCUUUAUUAUUGAGGAUCGUACCAGUAUUCCGCGUUUAAAAAGACCGUAUCAGUUUUCCGUUAGCCAAAUUUAGAACUACAUACAUCGUAAAUUCUAGAUAAGGAUCUUAUAAGAACUAUAAACGCAGCUAAAUUAUUUAUGGACAUUUAAAAGACUAAUUUUAUUUGGUUCAUAUAGUAAGGUGUAUUACUUUAAGUCAAACUCGUUUAUUUAUAAACACUUUUCCUUUAAAUUCUAAAUUAAGGACAUUUCAUGAGAACAUCAUUUAAAUAUGGGAUAUAUUCCAGCAAGGUGAAAUAAGUCGAAUAGGAUAUUUAAAAAAAGUUUGAUUAAAAAAUCAACCAAAUUAAUAAAAUUAUGUUCAUUUUCAUUUAUUUUUAUUUUUAUUGUUAACAAUUUUAAUUAUUUUGAAAGAUUUUAAAAAAAUUGGAUUAAAAAAUUAAUUAUUAUUAUGUAUUCAUUCAUUUGUAUUUAUAUUAUUAUUUUAUUAUUACGAUUAAAAUUUUAAUUGUUAUUAAUUAUUGAUCAUUUUAAAUAUUAAUAUUGGUACAAAUAAUAUUUCUUGUUUACAUCUUUGGCGCUUUUGUCAUAUAUUGGGUGUAAAUUUAUUUUGGCGCAUCCAAAUUACGUGCUAAAAGAAAGCGAUGAUGAUCGACAACCUAAUUGCGUACGCGGUUUUUUUUGUGACAAUCAACUUUUAAAUAAUAAUAUUGAGAUAUGAGCAUGGACAAUAAAAAUGUAUAAAUCUUAUUUACUUAAAAAUUCAAUCAUUUUGUCUAAGUAAAAAAUAUUAAGUCGUAAAAUCAUAAAAUAUAAGUAUUUUUAGGAGAAUCUAAAUUUUAAAAUAAGAAUCGCGCACGCAACCAGAAUCAGUCUCAAAAAAACCGUAUACGCAACUCGACCUAUAUUAUAAUUUCCGUAUGCAAUUCGGAAACACCGGUUUAAACAUAGGUUACGACUAAUAUAACCGUCGGAUAUAACAGUCAAUUUUCCGUUUAUAAAAAACGUCUUUUUCAACGUUUUUUUAAUUAGCUAAAACUUUUAAAAAAAAAACUUUCAAAAAAACGCAACGUCUCUCCAGAUUAUUGUUCUCCAAAUUGUUCUCUAUUAAUUUAAUAGGUUACUCUAAAAUCAUAACAAAGCGAGUUCUAUGUAGUCUGUGUAAGCAUGUUUUUACUAUAAAUUGUGUUUGUAAGACAGAAACAACAAAUACAUGUGUAACGUCCUCUUAAGGAAAUUGGAACUGUUUCGAUCUUAUAUGAUCUAAGACUUUGACACGUUUACCCAUUUCAGAAUUUUUUUUUCAAAUCUAAAAUCGUAUUUAGGUGUAUUCAAUUUUUGUUAUCAUGGGCAAAACUGUGCGGGAUUUCUUUAGAUAAUAAUUACUGUGUAUUUAUUAAUUAUUUUUAUUAUGUAUGCACUUGAUUUUUUUUUGAAGUCUUAUAAUACAUCUUGAAACAAUGUUGUGAAAAAAAAUUAAUCCGUACUUGAAUAAGUAGUAUACAAAAAAAUACUCCUUAAUAAGUCAUCCCUAUACAAAAUUGCUUUGAAUAUUUGAUUGUGGAUUACAGGUAGUCAUGGAGGGGAAAGCAAUGUUAUUAUUCGCACGAGAUCGUAACAUAAUUGGUCGACGGAGGUCAGUGAAAAGAGGGGAUUUUCUCUCUGCAGUUCUUUAGAUAUCUGAGUGCUCCGAUCAUCUUUGCCGAUCAAUGUGAAAAUAGAGCUCGUCGCACUGACAGCUUGUUAUUUUUUAACCGAUCGUAAUAAUAACAAAAUAGUGUUGUUUCCUGAUGCACACACCUAAUAAACAUUUAUAUACACUUUAUACAUAAUUAUUUUUAUAAAUUCGUUUUCUGCAAUCAAUCUUUUCUUUUUUCGAAAUAAAAAUGUCAUUUAAUGCAGGACAGCCCAAAGUGGUUCGUGGUCUUAACAGAAACGUAUGUAUUAUUUAAUUUUUUUUUGAUUUUAUAAUAAUUAUCUACGUAACGUUUAUCAACUUGUUGUUUGUUUUUAUUUUGAAUUACUUUGACUACUUCAAACUACCUUUGAACUGCCUAGGUACUUAACUUAAUCAGAAUUUUUAUGUUGCUAUUAGUUUUCAUACCAUAAUUUUUUUUUUUUUUUAUAAAUUAUAAAUUCAAUAGGUAUGGUUUAAAGAACUUUUAUAAUUGUAUUCUUGUUUCUUUGAAGUGUAUUUUUCAAAUAAACAGUUAGUAGUUUUAUUAUUGUAAUAUUAUUUAUUAUCAAUAUGUGUUUCUAUUUAUACUAAAUUUUACUAAUUAUGAUUUUCUUAAGAGAACGCAACAACUUUUUGGAUUUUCUUUAUAUAUUUAAAACUAAUAUUUAUUUAUAUGAAUUUAUUUAUAUUGGUUUGUGAUUUUUUUUCAUAGUUUAUUUUCAUUUGUUUGCAGUUAAUUUAAAAAACUAUCUAUUCGCUAACAACAUAAGAUUCAUGUAAUAUUUUUAAUAUUAUUAUAUUAUGUAGUUAUUUACAAUUCAAAACAGUGACUAAUAAAAAUCUAAACUGUUUUAUUUUAUUAGCAAACCUUAAUCAAUAAUAAUUAAGGUAUUAUAAUUUGUCUAAAUAUUAAAAUUAUAUGAUGUUAGUAUCCAACUAUAUUUUAAUUAUUAAAAUUUGUGUUAAUCAUAUUUGUCUAUACAAAUAUAUGAAGGUCGUGCAGCUUUCACCAGAGAAAGUAGCUCAAUAUAUUAUGAGUUUCUGGGCGCACGUUAAAUUUAUUUCCUGUUUUUUUUUUUAUGAAUGGGUUUCAUAAUAUAUACUUCCGUAUCAUCCUUAAAAUGUAUGAUAUAAUCAUAUGUGUGUUUUGCGUAAAAAAGAAACAAGUUUUAAACUUAUUCGAGUUGGUCUGUUACCAACUCGAAUAACUGGAAUAGGUCUAAUAAGGUGUAUGUUUUGGACUUAUUACGUUGUCCGAAUUUCAGUAUCUACUUAAUAUUUUAAUAUUUGCUUAUAAUACUUGGUCAAGUGCUUAUAGUUAUCAAACUGUUUUCUUAUCAUAGUCUAAGUCUUCAAUUUACAUUCUAAUUGAAAGUUUUACUUUUACUCAAAUAUUUCCUUAAUACUGAUGUAAGUAUAUUUGUAGUUAAAUAAAACCACCAAAAAUAUAAUUUUUGUGUAUUUAUGGUAAUUAACAGGACAUCUAAUAUUGUUAUGUAUAGGUAUUGUUUUAAUGUUCUAUAUAAUAUGCGUAUACUAUAUAUAUAUAUACUGAACCAGACAAAGCAAUCUGAAAAUACUUGUAUGACAUUUUUAUUAUUUUUAUACUAUACCUAUAUUAUAUUUAUUUUUAAAUUUGAGUGCUUUAUGAUGUUAUAUUUUUUUUAUAGGUUGCGACUAAUGUAACUGUACAGAAACAUCAUGUUUCUCGUGAUAAACGUGGACAGGUUCUCGGAAAUGUGCGAGGAUUCCGCGGAUGUACCGUUUGGUUUACAGGUCAGUAUCUAAUAUCAAUUUAAGUGUUAACUAAUUUACUUCAAAUAAUAUAUAUAUUUUCUUAUAAUGUCAAUAAAAUUUAUUUCUUAGGAUUAUCUGGGGCUGGUAAGACUUCUGUGUCUUUUGAACUUGAAGCAUAUUUAGUUGCCCGAGGAAUACCGGCCUAUGGGUUAGAUGGUGAUAAUAUGCGAACCGGUUUAAAUAGAGAUUUGGGAUUUAGCCCAGCUGACCGAGAGGAAAAUAUCAGACGUGUUGCUGAAGUAGCCAAAUUGUUUGCUGACAGUGGUGUUGUUACACUGUGUAGUUUUGUUUCUCCAUUCCAACAAGUGGGUCUUUAAAAAAUAAUAUACAGCCUUUUGUAUUAUUUUAUAUUCUAUACAAGUCAUUUUAUAGGAUCGAGAAAUGGCCAGAAAAAUACAUAAAGAAGCCGAUUUACCAUUUUUCGAAGUAUUUGUUGAUGCCCCAUUAAGUGUUUGUGAAGAACGUGAUGUUAAGGGCUUAUAUAAAAAAGCUAGAGCUGGCCAAAUUAAAGGUACAUUUUUUUAUGAUACAUAAUUGACUUGAUUUCAAUAAUACAAAGUUGUGUUUUUUUAUAUAUUAACUUACUUAAAAACAAUGAACCAAAUUCUAUGAAUCUUGGUAGUAAACAAGUUUGACCUCCAGAAGGGUUUAGGGCUGAGUCAUGUCAAAAUUAAUUUUCCUAUUAACUGGAAAAAUUAUUCUUUAUAUUUUGUUUUAUAAAUUACCUCUAGAUUUUCAAGUCUCCUGAAAUUUAACAUAAGACAAAGUUUUUGAUGUACAUAAUUAAAUUUGUUAAUAUUUUGUAUGGACAAAUAGAUAAUUUUAAAAUUAAUUUUUUUCUGUUUAGGAUUUACUGGUGUUGAUCAAGUUUACGAAAAACCAGAUGCUCCAGAAUUAGUUCUUAAAACAGUUCAUUUAUCUAUAGAAGAGAGUACUAUGCAAGUAGUACAAAUGCUUGAAGAAAAUGUAAGUAGCUAAAUAUUAUUAUUGUUAAUAUAAUACAAAUUAUGUGGGCUAAUUCUAACAUGGAAAUCAGUAAUUCAAAACUUUUAAAUGUACUAUUUUCUCAGUUUUAUUAUUAUUUAUUUGAUAGUUAUGUUAUUAAUAAAUUAACAAGUAAGUCAAGAUAACAAAUCUUAGCUAUUUUUUAGUAUUAACCUUUAAAAAAUGGUUAUUUAAUACUAUUAUAAGUAAUUUCCAUCAUGUUCUACAAUUAAUAUUAUAAUUUGGCAAAUUUAAUACUUCAAUUAUUUAAAAAUACAAUAUUUUACUAAAAAACAUUGUUUAAUGCAUUGCCUUUUAUUUAUAUGUUAAUAAAAAAAUAAAUUCUAUAACAUGUUAUACUAAUUAUUUGCAAAUUUAUAUCAAAUAUCAAAUUUAAUCAACUAGAGUUCUAUCCUGGUUUUAUUUAUUUACAAAAUAUUUUUUUUUCAGGAAAUAAUUCCAUUGCAGAUCAACCGUGAUAUUGACCGUAUACCUGAACUAUUUGUCCCUGAAAAUGACAUUGAUAAAACAAAAUCUGAAGCAUUAUUAUUACCUCGGUUAGAUAUUGGAAAGAUUGAUAUGCAAUGGGUACAAGUAUUGGCUGAAGGCUGGGCAGCUCCUCUUAAUGGAUUUAUGAAUGAAGAUGAAUAUUUACAAGUAUGUAUAUGUAAUUUUCAAUUUUCUUAAAAAUAAUUAAAACCAGAUAUUUAAUUGGAUAUUUGUAUUAUUAUUUGCAGACUUUGCAUUUCAAUAGUUUUAGUGAGGAUGUUAAUCAAUCUAUACCUAUUGUUUUACCCAUAACCACUGAUAAAAAAGAUCAACUAAUUGGCUGUGAUGAAAUUGCAUUGUGGUACAAUUCGAAACCGGUUGCAAUUAUUCGUAAACCAUCUUUCUAUCCCCACCGCAAAGAAGAACGAGUAUGCCGUCAAUUUGGGACAUCACAUGCCAAUCAUCCUUACAUUAAAGUACACUUAAAAGAUUGUACAUUCAAAGUAAAAAUCAAAUUUGUUAAUAAUUUAUUUAUCACUUGUGUAGAUUAUUUAUGAAAGUGGCGAUUGGUUGGUUGGUGGUAGUUUAGACGUUUUAGAACGUAUUUUAUGGAAUGAUGGUUUGGAUGACAUUCGUUUUACACCAAACGAACUUCGUGUAAAAUGGAGGGAAAUGAAAGCAGAUGCAAUAUUUGCUUUCCAACUUCGAAAUCCAAUACAUAACGGACAUGCAUUGUUAAUGCAGGUUAGUGUUUUUAUAUUUUAUAUGUAUAAUAUUUUUGUUUAAUAAAUGAAAUCAUAGGACACAAGGAAAAAACUUCUGGAGCGAGGGUAUAAAAAACCAGUGUUACUAUUACAUCCUCUUGGUGGCUGGACAAAGGAUGAUGAUGUUCCAUUAAAUGUGAGAAUACUUCAACAUAAAGCCGUGCUUAGGGAUAGAAUUUUGGAUCCAGAAUCAACUGUUUUGGCUAUAUUUCCAGCACCAAUGAACUAUGCUGGUCCUACUGAGGUAUGCAAAUUGUAUAAAAUGAAUACUUAGAAACUAUAACAUACUGUUAAAUUUCCUACUACAAUGUAAGUGUAUUUUUUGAGCACAUAUGUAUUUUGUUUUAGGUGCAAUGGCAUGCCAAAUCUCGAAUGUCUGCUGGGGCAAACUUUUAUAUUGUUGGUAGAGAUCCAGCAGGAGUUCCACAUCCAGAUGGCAACCCACCACGUGAUUUAUUUGAUCCUACUCAUGGUGCUCGCGUACUGACAAUGGCACCAGGAUUGUCAGAUUUGGAGAUUAUCCCUUUCCGUGUAGCAGCGUACGAUAAAACAAAAAAAUCAAUGGAAUUUUAUGAUUCCACUCGCCACAAUGAUUUUAAUUUUAUAUCUGGUACAAAAAUGAGAGGUAAACUAUUUAUCAAUUAUGUGUAAUUAUCUCAACAUUUUUAAAAUGUGAAAAUCUUUCAUGUAUAUUGUAGGUCUUGCUAAAGAUGGAAUUGAACCACCAGCUGGAUUUAUGGCACCUUCAGCCUGGAAAGUAUUGGCUGGUUAUUAUAAAUCUCUAAACAAACUUUAA